Messenger RNA from Moneuplotes crassus, 1522 nucleotides. The record is from the annotation of a GenBank genome assembly. Lineage: Eukaryota; Ciliophora; Spirotrichea; Euplotida; Euplotidae.
AUGGAUGUUGAAGAGAAUAAUGAUGAUGCAUCUGAGCAGGGCUAUGAUAUGCAUUCAGAUAGCCCACACCCGGUUAACAAGACUCAAAUUGAAAUAGAGAGUACUGAGAUCGAAGAUAGAGAUUAUGUUUCAUUGUUCGAAGCAACGAAAGAAUUAACUAUUGCUUCUAUCACCUGUGCAGGAGGACUUCUAUUGAGAAGAACAACAGAAAUCUUUAAUUACAUGGUCCUUGGAAGACUUGGAGAUCCAAAUCUAGUAUCAGGUGCAGGACUUGGAAACAGCACUAUUAAUAUGACAUUGAUAGCCCUCGGCUUAGGAUUUACAGGAGCUAUUGAGACUUUAGCAUCUCGUGCUUUUGGGAGGAAAAAUAAUUACUUGGCAGGGUGAUAUUAUACUCGAGCCCAAGUGAUAUUGACGAUAAUUUUGAUACCCAUUUGACUCCUCUUUUGGUAUCUUACUCCAAUUUUGAUCUAUCUUGGACAAGAAGUAGAAGUUUCAAAGGUUGCUGGUAGAUUUGUCAGAGCAUGGAUCCCAGGCACAUUUAUGUUUGUUCAGACAGAAGCUUUAAGAAAGUUCUUAGUGGCUCAGGGACAGUAUUCUUUCAUGACAAAAAUUCAACUUGUGACUGCAAUGCUGCACCCUUUAUGGCUAUACAUAAAUGUCUACUGAUUUAAUUUAUCAAUAGAAGGAGUGGCUUUUUCCACUGUGAUCACUCAUUCUUUGAACUUCCUUAUUGCUUACGUUUGGAUUACUCUCGAUCAAUCAAUAGUAAAAGAAGGGUGCUGGCACUUUGUUAACAAAGACUCAUUUAUAGGAUAUUUUGAAUUCUUAAAAUUUGCUAUUCCUUCAUUCUUAAACCUUGGACUAGAAGUCUGGUCUUUUCAAUUCAUUCAUUUCAGAGCAGGCUUCUUGGGAACCACUCAAUUGGGAGCAAGUGUUAUACUAAUGAAUCUGCAAACAUUCUUAUUUAUGGCUCCUUUUGGGACAUCUUUAGUGGCUUCAAGCCUUAUUGGAAACAGCUUGGGAGCUUCAAAGCCAAAAACAGCUAAUAUGUACAUCAAAGCUAUAAUUGCAACAGUGACUGUUAUUACUGUAACUUUUACACUCUGCUUAAUGGUGUUUAGACAUCAGAUUGCAGCUAUUUUCACAACAAAUGAAGGCAUUAGACAAGAAAUGGUCACAGGCAUUUUAGUUACUUCUUUAAUUACUUUCCCUGACGGUCUCCACACUGCGCUCUUUGGGAUUAUGAAGGCAAUGGGGUAUCAGCAUUAUGGGACUCCUAUAUCCUUUGUCUGAUACUGGAUGUUUGCAGUUCCUAUAGGAUAUUAUCUUGGCACUAACUCAAAAUAUGGCCUUAGAGGACUCUGGAUUGGAUAUCCAAUUGGCCUUACCAUCUUAUGAAUCAUAUCCUUAUACCUCAUCCUCAGAACUAACUUUAAAAAGCUCUCCCAAAAAGUUGUUGAAAAACUCGAAGUGCAAAAACUUAAUCUUGAAAAACCCUCUUAAAUUCAUUCAUUUUCAA